Sinocyclocheilus grahami is the source of this 4833-nucleotide messenger RNA. RefSeq names its product NAD(P) transhydrogenase, mitochondrial-like. Gene Ontology annotation, cellular component: mitochondrial inner membrane. Gene Ontology annotation, biological process: NADPH regeneration; proton transmembrane transport. NCBI's taxonomy places the organism in Eukaryota, Metazoa, Chordata, Actinopteri, Cypriniformes, Cyprinidae. Gene Ontology annotation, molecular function: oxidoreductase activity; NADP binding. The transcript has 22 exons. The record is from RefSeq and is a predicted model, not a curated record.
AGAUAGAGGUGAGCGCGAGCGCGAGCGCUUCCGGGUGGCUGGCGGCUGUAAGCUGGGUGUCUCCGCAUUCAGAGGUCGCUCGUUGAUUCUCUGUCUCGGCUCGGAGGAGGGUCGUUCCGACUGCACAGCUCCUCCUUGUGUCUCAGAUGGCGAGUCUUCUGCGUGUGGUAGCCACCAGCUGUUCCAGCCCCCUGUUCUCCGGACUGGCCUGUGCUAAGAGUGUCCGGACGGUGAAGACACCAUGCGUGCGGUUCUUUAGGACCCAUCAAGCCCUCUCUCGCCUCGCAAGUCCAGGCAUUCCAUACAAACAGCUAACUGUCGGCAUUCCCAAGGAAAUCUUUCAGAAUGAGCGUCGCGUGGCCAUCUCUCCAGCUGGAGUGGAAGCUCUCAUCAAGCAGGGCUUUAAUGUGGUGGUGGAGUCUGGUGCUGGAGAAUCUGCCAAGUUCUCCGAUGACAUGUAUACAAAGGCAGGAGCCACCAUCAGGGACGUCAAAGAUGUCUUUGCAUCUGAUGUUCUGCUUAAGGUGCGUGCCCCCAUCUUGAACUCCGCUCUGGGAGUUCAUGAGGCCGACCUCAUGAGUGAAGGAGCCACCCUCGUCAGUUUCAUCUAUCCUGCUCAGAACCCUGAGCUGAUGGACCAGUUGUCCCAACGCAAAGCCACCGUCCUGGCCAUGGACCAGGUGCCCCGUGUUACUAUUGCUCAGGGUUAUGACGCCCUCAGCUCCAUGGCCAACAUUGCUGGCUAUAAAGCCGUGGUCCUGGCAGCCAACAACUUUGGCCGCUUCUUUACUGGUCAGAUCACAGCCGCAGGGAAGGUCCCUCCUGCUAAGGUGUUGAUCAUUGGAGGUGGAGUGGCUGGGUUGGCCGCUGCUGGCUCUGCACGUGCUAUGGGUGCCAUUGUCAGGGGAUUUGACACCAGAGUGGCUGCACUGGAGCAGUUCAAGUCCCUGGGUGCCGAGCCCCUGGAGGUGGAUAUGAAGGAGUCAGGAGAAGGCCAGGGCGGUUACGCUAAGGAGAUGUCCAAAGAGUUUAUCGAGGCAGAGAUGAAGCUGUUUGCCAAGCAGUGUUUGGAUGUUGACAUCAUUAUCACUACUGCGCUUAUUCCCGGUCGGAAGGCCCCUGUGCUGAUUACUAAGGAAAUGGUGGAGACCAUGAAAGAUGGUUCAGUGGUGGUAGACCUGGCUGCAGAAGCUGGGGGCAACAUCGAGACCACGGUUCCUGGAGAACUCUCCGUUCACAAAGGUGUGAUCCACGUCGGCUAUUCUGAUCUUCCCAGUCGCCUCCCGACUCAGGCCAGCACAUUAUACUCUAACAACAUCAUCAAACUCAUCCGAGCCAUCAGCCCGGACAAGGACGUUUUUCACUUUGACGUCAAAAGCGAGUUUGAUUAUGGCACAAUGGACCAUGUCAUCCGCGGUUCAAUCGUUAUGCAGGAUGGAAAAGUGCUUUUCCCUGCACCACAGCCUAACAGCGUUCCAGUGGCGGCACCUCCAAAACAAAAGACAGUCCAGGAGCUGGCGAAGGAAAAGGCAGCUUCCAUCUCACCCUUCAGAGCCACUCUCAACACGGCUGGGAUGUACACCGGAGGUCUGGCUUCAGCCAUCGGUCUUGGGAUAUGUGCUCCCAAUGCUGCUUUCCCUCAGAUGGUUACAACCUUUGGCCUGGCGGGAAUCGUGGGAUACCACACCGUAUGGGGCGUCACUCCUGCUCUUCACUCCCCGCUUAUGUCUGUCACAAAUGCCAUUUCUGGUUUGACUGCUGUUGGUGGCCUCUCCCUCAUGGGUGGUGGAUUUCUCCCUAGCAGCACAGCCGAGACCCUGGCCGUCCUGGCUGCUUUCAUCUCCUCUGUCAACAUCGCUGGUGGUUUCUUGGUUACUCAGAAGAUGUUGGACAUGUUCAAGCGGCCCACUGAUCCUCCAGAGUACAACUACUUGUAUCUUCUUCCUGUUGGUUUGUUUGUUGGAGGUUAUGGGGUGGCUCUUCAAAGUGGCUACAACAUUGAACAGAUGAUGUACUUGGGCUCUGGCUUGUGCUGCGUGGGGGCUCUGGGGGGUCUGUCCACCCAGUCCACAGCCCGUCUCGGUAACGUCCUGGGCAUGAUCGGAGUGGCCGGUGGCAUUGUCGCAACUUUCGGAGCACUAAAACCUUCCCCUGAGCUCAUGGCACAGAUGAGUGCAGCCAUGGCGGUGGGUGGCACUGCUGGUUUGACCAUUGCCAAGAAGAUCCAGAUCUCGGACCUGCCGCAGCUUGUCGCCGCUUUCCACAGUCUGGUGGGUUUGGCGGCCGUGCUCACCUGCGUGGCAGAGUACAUGGUGGAGUAUCCCCACUUUGCAACCGACCCUGCGGCCAACCUCACCAAGAUCGUGGCCUACCUGGGGACCUACAUCGGUGGAGUCACCUUCAGCGGAUCUCUGGUGGCUUAUGGCAAACUUCAAGGUCUCCUGAACUCAGCUCCCCUUAUGCUUCCUGGUCGUCAUGCGCUGAACGCCACCCUCAUGGCAGCCAGUGUGGGCGGCAUGAUCCCCUACAUGCUUGAUCCCAGCUAUACCACUGGCUUGACCUGCCUGGGCUCCGUGUCUGCACUCUCUGCCGUCAUGGGCUUGACCCUGACAGCCGCCAUCGGAGGGGCUGACAUGCCCGUGGUGAUCACUGUGCUAAACAGCUAUUCCGGCUGGGCCCUGUGCGCUGAAGGCUUCCUGCUCAAUAACAACUUGUUGACCAUUGUGGGUGCUCUCAUUGGCUCUUCUGGAGCCAUCCUCUCCUACAUCAUGUGUGUGGCCAUGAACCGCUCACUGGCAAAUGUCAUUCUGGGUGGCUACGGCACGUCAUCCACCGGCAGGGGCAAGCCCAUGGAGAUCACAGGUACCCACACUGAGGUCAACGUGGAUCAGUCAGUGGAGAUGAUCAAGGAGGCUCAGAAUAUCAUCAUCGUUCCAGGUAAUGGAGAUUGUAGCUUCAAAUCCUUUUUCCCCAUCACUGUAGCGAUCUAAGAGGUCACUGAUCUGUAUUGUCUGCGUGUGUUCAGGUUUGGAAUCCACCCUGUGGCUGGUCGUAUGCCAGGCCAACUGAACGUUCUGCUGGCUGAAGCUGGUGUGCCUUAUGAUGUUGUGCUGGAGAUGGAUGAGAUCAAUCAUGACUUCCCUGAAACUGACCUGGUCUUGGUAAUUGGAGCUAAUGACACAGUCAACUCAGCGGCCCAGGAGGACCCCAACUCCAUCAUUGCUGGCAUGCCUGUUUUGGAGGUCUGGAAGUCCAAGCAGGUCAUUGUGAUGAAAAGAUCUCUUGGAGUUGGCUACGCUGCCGUGGACAACCCUAUCUUCUACAAACCAAACACAUCCAUGCUUUUGGGAGAUGCCAAGAAGACUUGUGAUGCUCUGUCUGCCAAGGUCCGUGAGGGCUAGAGAGGAAAGAGAAGAUCUGACACUGAGUCACGGAGAUGAGGAGAUCGAACAAACCCAAUAAACCCUUAGAUAUAAAUUAGCACUAAUAGGAACAAGCUCUUAAUGACACUCUAUGCCCAUUUCGAUUUUGCUGUAGAUAUAGGUAGUUUAUUUAGUAUUUCCAGAACUUUUUAGUUUUUCUUUUCAUGAAAUGUUCUUCUUUUGGUCCCCCAUUUAAAUCAAGUUAAAAGGAAAAAAAGCAUUACAGCAUCACAUUAAUUAGCAUUAAUAAAGCAAGUUAACCAGUUAUCAUCUGGUUUUGUAUGUAUUAUAGAUCUGGUUUUAUAUAGCACAGCAAUCUGUAAAAAAAAAAUAUAUAUAUAUAUUUUUUUUUUCUGGUAACGUUAGCAUACAUAUGACUAAUUUGUUUGAAAGCCAUAAACCACUCUAAACUGUAUGCUUUUUUUCUCCUUUUUCUUGCUUCAUUGUUUAUUUGCCAUGUGCAUUGUGACCAGCUGGUGGUGUAAGGUGUUCAACUUUUCCAGAUGCAGCUUCAGAGGACCAUAUCCAAACAAUGCACAUUUUCUGUUAAUAGCAUGAAGCUUUGAAGGAUUGCUGCUGAGAUGAAGUCCUAGCCAAUAUCACUGAAGAUUUACACACAGAAUCCCAAACACCUGUGGCUCCACCAUAAAAUGAUUUGUAUUCCCCAACCACUCUUAAUUCAAGUGAAUGUCACUGGAGCGGUGAGGUUAGUAUAUGAGUAGUUACUGUAUAUCUGCCCUGUUGUCCUCCCAAAUUUGUUCCCAGCAGUAAUCCUCCACAGUAUUUGACAGGGAUUUGAACAUAUGUAUUAUACUUUACCCACCGGGACCUAAUGGAGUAGAUCCUACGAGAUACAGGAACCAAGACAGACCAUUACAACAACCCUACCUCUCCAUAGUUUCAACUCGACCAAAACAAUCCCUCACCUCCCCAAUCACACACUCCUCUGCUAAUGUUUGCCUCGAGCUGGGCUGCAAGGGGCGCGUGUAGUUUGGUCCUCAAUGUAGAUUUUGUGGAUGCAGGAAGGUGGUACACCAUUCUUUGCAAUUUAGAUGCUGAAUUUCAUCUGUUUUUCAUCUGUUAAAACAGGAAUGUUUUAAUAUGUGAAAAAAUAAGUAAAUUGUAAGGGAAUCAGUUGCUGCAAGGGAAAGUAUUUAUCGAACACCAUUCGGGUUAAUACAGAGUUUUGCAUUCCCUCCCCCUCCUUCGGGAUGUUUUUGUAAAGACAGGUUCUUGCAUAGAAACGAUGCUUUGAAAAUUCUGCUUUGCUGCAAUACAUGGGAGGGAAGAGGGUGAGUCUUCAAAUGUUUCAUUGUGCCAUGGUGAGGAAAUAAUGUCAUACUGUGAAAUGUUUUUUCUCUCUCCACUGUAUCACAGAGCAUCCCUCUUAAUAAACAUCCUGAUAAGAGAA